AAAAGCUGAAGGUUGUGGUGAGCCCGCGAAAGGUGAAGGGCAGCGUUGGUAGCCAGGUGUCACUGUCCUGCAGCGUAACCGGCUCAGAGGAGUACCAUUUAUCCUGGUACCGCAACGGAGAGCUCAUCUACCCCAGCAACAGCGUUCGCAUGACGGGCCAAAACAGGGAGAAUCUGGUCAUGGCUGGUAUGGCCAAGAGCGAUGGAGGAGCCUAUCAGUGUUUCGCCAGACACGCCAAGAUGUCCGCCCAGGACUUUGUUCAAGUCAUCCUGGAAGAUGGUACCCCCAAGAUCCUGGCUUCAUUCAGCGAGAAGGUCUACAACAUCAAUGAGUUUGUGUCGCUGUCGUGCACGGUGAAGGGCACGCCGGAGCCCCGGGUCUCGUGGACUCUGGAUGACGAACCUGUGAUACGGGACAGCCGCCACCGCAUCUCCCACUACAGCAACACCGAGGGCCAUGCGGUCAGCCACCUGAACAUCAGCCAGACCCAGGUGCCAGACGGAGGGGUGUAUCGCUGCAUCUGCAACAACUCGGCCGGGACCGUUUCCUACCAGGCGCGAAUAAACGUAAGAGGGCCUGCCAGCAUCAGAUCAAUGAAAAACCUCACUGCCAUCGCUGGGCGGGACAUGUACAUCCACUGCCGUGUCAUUGGCUACCCGUACUACUCCAUCAAAUGGUACAAGGACUCCAAUCUGCUGCCCUACAACCACCGGCAGCGGGCCUUUGAGAAUAACGGCACCCUGAAGCUGUUUGAUGUGCAGAAGGAUGUGGAUGAAGGAGAAUACACCUGCAACGUGCUGGUGCAGCCGCAGCUCUCCACACACCAGAGCGUCUAUGUUACUGUGAAAGGUAUGAACCUCCAUCCGACCUGUCUCCACUCACAGUUCAUGACUCAAUAUGGGAUA
This is a messenger RNA of Notothenia coriiceps (black rockcod), 905 nucleotides long. Its product is annotated as Down syndrome cell adhesion molecule-like. The annotation marks the transcript as partial. NCBI's taxonomy places the organism in Eukaryota, Metazoa, Chordata, Actinopteri, Perciformes, Nototheniidae. The transcript is spliced from 3 exons. The record is from RefSeq and is a predicted model, not a curated record.